Messenger RNA from Malania oleifera, 2130 nucleotides. RefSeq lists its product as uncharacterized. Gene Ontology annotation, molecular function: SNARE binding. Gene Ontology annotation, biological process: SNARE complex assembly. NCBI's taxonomy places the organism in Eukaryota, Viridiplantae, Streptophyta, Magnoliopsida, Santalales, Ximeniaceae. The record is from RefSeq and is a predicted model, not a curated record. The transcript has 14 exons. Gene Ontology annotation, cellular component: endosome; lytic vacuole. Bases 417 to 1868 code for a protein of 483 amino acids.
AAUUUAAAGGGGCCCGGCACCAACACCGGAAACUUACUCCAGAGCCGGAUCAUCUCGUGGGACCCACGCACUGCCAAUUUGUUUUUUCAGGCGUCAAAUUGAAAUUAGUAAAUUACAGCCGGAUGUCAAAACUAUUUUACAUACACUGCAUAAAUCCUUCACGGGCUGCCUAUCUCUCGCCGUUUCCACGGCCUCCGUUUCGUUUCGUCGGCGGGCGCUGCCAGCAAUUUCUUAAGUUUUCUCUCAAAUAUCCCUAACUAAACGUUGAGACCUAAAAUCUUUUCUGCUUCUGAAAGUCGAAUUGAAAAGCAGAUGGAGAGAACAUCACAAUUUGGUAAUCAGACGAUAAGAAACGGCCGUCGAUAGCGAAAUUGUUUGACGUACAGACUAUAGGAAAUUGGCGGCGUGGCUUGUCGAUGAGCAAUCAGAUGGUGACCCGAAAAACCAGUAAUUGUGCUAUUUGUCAGAGCUCAAACCUAGCUUCUAUUUGUGCCAAUUGUGUGAAUUACAGGCUGAAUGAUUACAAUGUCUCUCUGAAAUCACUGAAAAGUCACCGGGAUUCCCUAUAUUUGAGAUUAAGUGAAGCUCUUGUGGCGAAGGGUAAGGCAGAUGAUCAACUUAGUUGGAGAGUGCUUCAAAAUGAGAAGCUUGCUAGGUUGAAAGAGAAGCUUCGUCUAAGUAAAGAACAACUCUUGCAAGGAACGGCUAAGAUUGAGAAGAUGUCUCAUGAUCUGAAAGUAAAAUAUGGGUUACUGGAAUCAGCCUUGGACACGUUGGAAAGAAAUCGUGUGGAACAACUGGAAAAGUUCUAUCCUAAUCUUAUUUGCACUCAGAGCUUGGGGCAUAUGGCAAUUACAUCUGAGCGUCUUCAUAAACAAUCAGUGGUCAUAAAACAGAUAUGCAGGUUGUUCCCGCAUCGUAGGGUGAAUAUAGAUGGAGAGAGAAAGGAUGGGUUGAGCGGUCCAUAUGAUCAAAUUUGCAAUGCACGCUUACCUAGGGGACUUGAUCCUCAUUCUGUUCCAUCGGAUGAGCUUGCUGCCUCUCUGGGAUACAUGGUGCAACUUCUCAAUCUUGUUGUUCAGAACCUGGCUGCUCCUGCCCUUCAUAACUCUGGUUUUGCGGGUUCGUGCUCUAGGAUAUGGCAACGAGAUUCUUAUUGGGAUGCCCGCCCAUCUUCUAGAAGCAACGAAUAUCCCCUUUUUAUACCACGCCAAAAUUAUUGUUCGACUAGUGGGGAAAUUUCUUGGUCCGACAGAAGUUCAAGUAACUUUGGCGUUGCUUCGAUGGAGUCUGAAAGAAAGGCCCGUUUGGAUUCUUCAGGAAAUAGUAGCUUUAAUUAUUUUUCUGCUUCCCCACAUUCUGUUGAAACACACAAGGACUUGCAAAAAGGGAUUUCACUUCUCAAGAAAAGUGUGGCAUGCAUAACAGGAUAUGGUUAUAACUCGUUAUGUUUAGAUGUGCCUCCAGAGGCAUCUACAUUUGAAGCAUUUGCGAAGUUGUUGACCACAUUAUCUUCCCCGAAGGAAGUUCGAUCUGUUUUCUCCUUGAAAAUGGCUGGUUCAAGGUCGGGUAAGCAAGUUCAACAAUUGAACAAAUCAGUGUGGAAUGUAAAUUCAGCCAUUUCAUCAAGCACUUUAGUGGACAGUGCGCUAACAUUACCUGCAACGAGAAACAUUUGUCAUAAUAACCUUCCAAGUUCUGCUGCCAGUUAUCUAUAUGCAACUGAGAUGUCUGAUCUAGGAAAGAAUGAAAGCCUGAUUGAAGGAUGGGAUCUUGUGGAGCAUCCCACUUUUCCCCCUCCUCCAUCCCAAAAUGAGGAUAUUGAGCAUUGGACUCGAGCCAUGUUUAUAGAUGCGAAGAAGAAAUAAUCCUGUGCUACCACAGCUGCCUCCGCUUUGUUCAUGGAGGAAGGCGCCAGCUUAACAAGAAGCCAGUGGGAGAGGAAUUAACAUGUAAAAUAAGAUUGACGUUGACCUUUGUUUAUUCACGCACAGAUGAUUAGGUGUAUGUAGAUAUGCAGUUGUAGUUAUAUUAGAUGAUUUAAAGUGAACGUAUACAAAAUUCAGUUAUAUGACUUAUUGUUUCGUAUUCGAUAUUUAUUUUUCCAAUUAUCAAUUCACAUUUGCUUCA